Messenger RNA from Ylistrum balloti, 4710 nucleotides. RefSeq lists its product as uncharacterized. The record is from RefSeq and is a predicted model, not a curated record. NCBI's taxonomy places the organism in Eukaryota, Metazoa, Mollusca, Bivalvia, Pectinida, Pectinidae. The transcript is spliced from 6 exons. Bases 112 to 1056 code for a protein of 314 amino acids.
UUAAUAACACGUGCCGUCUACGGUACAUGAAUGUGUUGUUACAUUGUCUCCUCGGCGGAGUUAACCAUCCAUUAUCGACCUUUAGAAAGGUUGCUUUGACCAAAGUCCAUCAUGUCUCAAUUAGGAUGUGUUUGUUUACUGGUGCUACAUGUGGCGCUUUCCUCAGCCAUUACAGUGAACUUGGAUGCUGUGCCGAAUUCCGGAGGGCAGGAUGUAUGUAACGGGGUCAUCAGCCUUUCCAAAGACAACUCGUCCAAAGUUAUAGCCACCGAACGUGUUUCCCACGGUUACUGUGACGUCACGUACCGAACACUCUCAGACGCCAAGAACCAUUGCAACCGUCUGUGCUUCACACCUAAAAGUGAUUCAUGCGAAAAGCAUAUUGACCUUACCAUCGUCGUAUUUUCUCUGGAGAACAAAAAUAAUGCGAAGAUUUACGGAUGUCAGGACUUUCCGGGAAAGAAAUGGUGCAUGACCACCACGUCGAUGAAGGUCGCUGUCUUGGAACAUACGAGAAGCGUCGCCACGAAGCCCGCCGACCAGAUUUACAAGUUUGAGGCCGACGUGAAGCCAGAGUGUACUGAGAUCAAAGACAUUUUCUCUAAGGACUGGAUUACCUCUAACGAGACAAAGCGGUACAGGGCUAAGGUGGAGGGAAUAGUUGUCGGCUGCUGCCUUGCACUCAUCUUCCUUGUCGUACUCUGUGUCAUGUUCUUUUACUACAAAUCCAAACCCAACCAGAACCCUCUAGACGACAAUACCGUCAAGGUCAAAGUAAACGCUUUCACUGGUAUCCGAGAGACCUUUAAGGUGGGAAAAAGGAAACGGAAACCAUCCAAACGAAAUUCCAGACCACCGUCCCGACAGCCAUCUAUCAUGUCACACCGUUCGGGAAUUUCCGCUAGCUACGAAGCUGCCCGUAGAAUGUCGGAGCCACGAACCGAACUGACGCCACCGGAAAUGAUGCUUGUACCAAAUGGAACCGAAGUAACCGAUUCCACGUCCACACUUCCGGUGGAAUCGGAAACGAAACCACUGUGUGCCGACAUCCCAUAAAUCACUUCCUGGUGUGGAAAUAUGUUAAAUAAAACGUUCGGGUCCAUUCUAUAAUCCAGUUCAUAAGGCUGGACACAUCAUACAAAAAUGUUUGAUGUAUCGAUUUAAAGGGAUAUUCUGCAUAAGUUCGGAUUUCAUGGGAUGCUUUUGAAGAAAACUGUACCAAAUCAUCUACUUAUGUUCUUAUAGAAAUCGUACACUUCAAUUUACCAUUUAUACAAACAUAUAAUGUUUAUUUUGCGAAAUUCUUUAUAGAUCUAGCUAAAAACCCAAGCAGAAAUUUAAGUGAAUAGUAUGCACACCUGUGUAUCUACCCCAAUACUCUGCAAAAAAUCUGUGAUCUAGUGACCUUUUAGUUCCGGAUUUCCUGACGCAUUAAAGUUAGAAGGCUUAGCUGGAAUAUCCACGUAUUUCGCCUGUCCAAACUGACCAGAGGAGAAAUGAAUCAUUAGAAUGAGUUCUCAAAAGGUACAGAACAAUUAAAAAUUUUGCGACUUGGGCGGAAUAUCCCUUUUACGAUUUACGGAGUAAAAUGAUGAGAGAUUUUGCUCAAGUUUAUAAAUAGUAAGGAAGCCAUCGAGCCAGAUAUCUUUCAUACAGAAAAAAAUGUCAAAUUGUAACAAAAAAAUUUAAUGGGAAUUUUACAAAUUAUCAUUUUAAUCAUUCUUGUUUUUACUGCUUGGUGUGCCUACCUGAAUUGGACAGGCGAUAUAAACCCAAGAAAGAUAACUCUGCUUAAAUCAGAAACCCUGCGGAUAAAGGGAGGCUAUCAAAUAUUUUCAUUCUAUGCACGGAAGAAUCAGCGCUCAAACAAACGAUAGAAAAAAAAUAUAAUUUGACAUUUCAUUCAGAUUAAAAUACUUAUCGUAUAACUAAGAGUUUCGUUCUCAUUCCCAUCGUCCAAAUCUAUUUAACCUGAUAGAUGUCUGUCCCGGAGUUAUAAACCUAAUGAUAUACUACAACACAUUUACGACUUAGCUUAGUAACUAUGGUUACAACGUAUUUCUAAACACGUAAAUAAAUCUAUUUAAGGCCUCUAUAUUAACGGUAGGAUUAAGGUUUUUUAUGUUGGGUUGUCUUGCAAUAUUGUUAAGGAAGGAUAGAUAGAACAGUGGUUUUAUAAAAACAAAUACUACGAACGGCACGUCGUUGAUAUCGACCGACACCAAUCUAAACUGAAGGUUAAGGUGUCAUUUUUUCAUUUCUUAAUCACAUAUGGUAUACAAAAGUAUCGUACAAAUGUCAAAACUUGAAUGAGUGUAUGUCUGUGAUGAACUGUUUAUGCAAUGGUAUUAUGUAAAUAGUUUGUAUUUUUGCACCCAGUUUUUUAAUAUCCGUUUACGGACCUUCCAUUUACAUUGUGUUUUUGAUAUUUGUAUAAACUUAAGUGUAACAAUUCGAUCCAGAUUGUGAUGUGGAAGCUCUCCCUACAACUCAUAAAAAACAACAAUGAUGUUGAUUCAUCGGAGGCGUUAUUCAAUGCUAAAAGCCAAGACACCGAUAUUCUAUGUAACAAAGGGAGAUAAAUUACUUAGCAGUACAUUCUGUGAUUCUUUCAUUGAUCGUACGCAGAACUUUUAAUCAAAUUUCAGUACAAAUGUGCAUUUAAUAAAUCGAUAAUUAAUUUUCACUGAAUACUUUAUCUAACGGGAAAAAUCAGGCGGAAAAAUAAUCAUUAGAAAAGUAAUGGAACAAGUCUUAUGACUGUAUCGCAACUGAUAUUUUCUACAUUGUGUAAGUUUAUUACGUUCAUUUCACCAUCUAUAUAUAAGUCACGUGAUUAGAUGGCUAUAACAUGCAGAAAUGUACAUAUACGGCAGGAAUACGUAGAAAUUUUGCAUAAUUGUUUCUUUUCUUAUUUGCAGUAAGGAAUUGAAGUUGAUUUUUUAUUUUACUUUUGUUGUUGUGGUUUUUUUUGUCCAAUAUACAUACACACCUUUUUGAUGUUUUAUCAUUAACUUCAAACUUGCCAGAUUAUAUAAUGUAUAUUUCAAUGACGUCAUGUUAUGGUGCAGGUAAUGUGUCACAAUAUACCUGUAAUUAUAUAUGCAUAUGUAAAUGGAAUAAUAUUUCAUAUUCAUAUGUAAAGAAUGUUACCAGCAAUUUUUUUCAUAUGCAAUGUUAUUAUUGCAUAGACAAGAUAAUGAUAAAGAGUAUGUUGAAAAUAUACAAAUAACCCUUUGGCAUUUCUCAUGUUUUCCAUGCACGAGCUUACUAGAGAAUAAAGAAACCAAUAAAAUUGAUUCGUCGACAUCCGUAACUCCUUCGGUAUACAAAAUUAUAUUAUUAUUUUUUUUUAUGCAAGAAUAUUUGUGACAUACCUUCUUCCACACCAUAUCAUUUCACUGUACAUAUUAUGGAGACGUAGAUUUGUUUGUUUCAAACGGGAAUUCGCACGUGAAGACUGUUUUAUCGUUGUGUAACUUCAAAUAAGGACGGCAUUCAUUGGCUGACGGUGAUUGGUUACUAUGACGAUAUUUUUUUAUCUGUUGUAUUUCGCUCCUUCUGUGAUUUGUUAAUAUUCCUUGGAUAUGAAAGACAAAACUGAGAUAUAAUCAAUUCCGGAACUACAAACCGAUCUUUUAUGGAUUUGCCUUUUGUAAUAUAGAUUAGAUAUAUUAACUCAUUUCCUAAUUAAAGCUGAUGUUAAAACGUAUUUGUUGAAUUUUAGAAAUGAAAAACAUAUAAUAUGUAUCUUCCAUACUUGUACAUAAACUUUUACUUGUAGAGAUCCGCAUAAUAUCUCUCAAAAUAACGAUGCUAUAAAUAUAUCCCCAGUGAUGUGUGACGAUUACGAACUGUCAAUGUUACUUUGGUAAUUCACGUUUCACUUUUGUCACACUUGAAGAUACUUGGAUUCUUCUACGCACUUAUCGUUAAAAGGAGUUUGUUCUCGGCUAACCGGGUACAUAUCACUAGGACAGUCAAUAUUAAAUAUGACAUCGUUGACAUAGUCUAAUUAUUUGCUUUAAUAAAUCAAAGUGCUUAUAAUUAAAAAGGGAUAUUGUUAAAAAUGCACCAUUUAUCGGAUACGUGUUUCAAAGAUCAUUUUUUCCAAAUUUGGCGUCUGGUCCGUCAAUUUGUAGUGCAAAGUUUUUAACCAAAUUUUAACCUCUUGAAUCACAAGAACUUGACAGAAAACUAUAAAAAUACACUCAAUUCCAUUUAAUACAGUUUAUUCGCUCAUUACUAAACCUUUUCAAUACACAUAGUCGUACCAGCUUUAACAAAAUUAUGAUGUCACAGUAUUAAUAUCAUUAUGAGGUUGUAAUCAAAGUCGAGUCGGCCAAUGAGAGCAUCUUCAGUAGUUUGAUGAUAACAAAGACAAAUAGACUGACAAUAAUGUUUUUGCACACUACAGAUGUAAACCACGGAUUUAGAUAAAGAUAUAAACAUCUAAUUCCGUAUGUAAACAAGUGAUUUUAAGUAUUUAUGUAACUAAUUAUCUUAUUGCCUGAAAAGUUUCCAUUAAGAUUAUAUGAAUAUACAGUAGUACCAUUUCCAUUAAAAGUCGAUUUCAUUAUGAUUGAAUCUAAGGUGUGUGUUGUACAUGAAAUAUUGUCAGAAAGCCUGUUGGUUUUAGUUGAAAUACAUUUAAACAUUUCCUUUUCUUCUUGCUUAAACUUUUUGACAUUAAAGACAUUUCUAAAACAA